Messenger RNA from Arachis stenosperma, 1543 nucleotides. RefSeq names its product protein SENSITIVE TO PROTON RHIZOTOXICITY 2-like. NCBI's taxonomy places the organism in Eukaryota, Viridiplantae, Streptophyta, Magnoliopsida, Fabales, Fabaceae. Gene Ontology annotation, biological process: response to aluminum ion; response to acidic pH. The coding region runs from base 96 to 1262 and encodes 388 amino acids. The transcript has 2 exons. The record is from RefSeq and is a predicted model, not a curated record.
UUUCAUCUAAAAAAGAAACAAAAAUUCAGCAUCUAUGCUUAUUAUAUCUUUCAAGAAUUGAAGAAGAUCAGAAGAUAUAUACAUACAUAUAUGCAAUGAUUUCAACAAGUAUCGAACAAAAUCAAGGGUUGAUGAUGCAGAUGUUCCCUACUCCUCCUCCUGGGAGUGAGGAUUUGGUGUCACAACAAUCUAUGGAAAUAGUUAAUAACUCUUCUGUUGGUUCUUCUUCUUCAUCUACAGCUGCUGCUUCUUCUUCUUCACACUCAAGCUCCCUUCUCUUCAAUCUCUCUGUUCUCAAGGACAAGCUUAAUCAGGUUCAGACCCUGGUUGGUGUUAUUCUCUCCCCAGAUCAGAACCUUCAGGACUCAACUACCUCCAUGGCUGUUUCAAGCAUGAACUCCACAAUCCAAGAAAUCAUAGUCACUGCAACUUCAAUGAUGUUCACCUGCCAACAGAUCGCUCUCGCUUUUCCUCCUCCUCCUCCUCCUCCUCCUCCUCCAGGUACCAUUGCUACUACUGUUGCUUUCGCCAACAACCACCAUGAAUUGCACCAACAACAACAUCAAAGGUUAUUGAUCAAUAAUAACAAUGAUAAUAUUAGAGGUUUCUUUUCUAGUACUACUGAUUCUGAGGCACUGGAUAAUUGGCUUGGUGAAAGCUAUAACAAUACUGGUGGUGUUGAUUGUAAGGUUAAUAAUAACGAUGAUGAUGAUCCAAGUGUUGAAAUUAGAGAUAGCAAACAAGGAGCAAAGAAGUUGGAUAUAAUUGAAUUGGAUGCUGCGGAUUUGUUGGCGAAAUACACACAUUACUGCAGUGUUUGUGGGAAAGGGUUCAAGCGGGAUGCGAAUUUGAGGAUGCACAUGAGAGCUCAUGGUGAUGAAUACAAAACGAGUGCCGCAUUGAGUAACCCAUUGAAGCAGAAUGGUGAUUGCUUGCCGAAGAAGUACUCGUGCCCUCAAGAAGGGUGUAGGUGGAACCAGAAGCACGCAAAGUUUCAGCCAUUGAAGUCAAUGAUAUGUGCAAAGAAUCACUACAAGAGAAGCCAUUGUCCAAAGAUGUACGUGUGCAAGAGGUGUAACCAGAAGCAGUUCUCGGUGCUGUCUGAUCUGAGAACACAUGAGAAGCACUGUGGGGAUCUCAAAUGGCAGUGUUCUUGUGGCACCACUUUCUCCAGGAAAGACAAGCUUAUGGGACAUGUUGCUUUGUUUGUUGGCCACCGAGCCCUUUCCAUUGCCUUCCACCAAUACAAUAGUGCAGCUUAAUGGUUGGAAAUAUGCAUGUGUAUGGAAUUUUGGCUGAGUAUAGUUUGUGGUGCUGACAAGUGACAUGGCCCUUUGAAAAUGAAGUGGGACGCUGCUUUGUUGCACUUCAUGAAUUGAGAUCAUCUCUCUGGUUGCUAUGAUUGAAAACAUAGUAGUAAGAAAAUAAUCUCAAUAAUCUUCUUUAAUUGAUUAGCUAGCAGUUAAUAAUUAGUCAACAAAAGUUUUGUACAUUCAAAAUCUGUGUUGAAGGAAUGUAUCAAUAAUGUUAUGUAUAGAGAGAG